Eremothecium gossypii ATCC 10895 is the source of this 963-nucleotide messenger RNA. RefSeq names its product active spliceosome conformation promoter CWC2 (gene CWC2). The record is from RefSeq and is marked provisional. Gene Ontology annotation, cellular component: U2-type catalytic step 2 spliceosome; U2-type catalytic step 1 spliceosome; Prp19 complex. NCBI's taxonomy places the organism in Eukaryota, Fungi, Ascomycota, Saccharomycetes, Saccharomycetales, Saccharomycetaceae. Gene Ontology annotation, molecular function: metal ion binding; U6 snRNA binding; pre-mRNA binding. The transcript has a single exon. The coding region runs from base 1 to 963 and encodes 320 amino acids.
AUGGCCGCAGAAGAAUCUGGAGGAUGGAAGACACGCGCUGCCCCGGUACAGGUACGGGAGGCUGAUCUGCCCUCAUCGCUGCCGCCGCAGACAGGCCUCACAUUUAAUAUCUGGUAUAACAAAUGGUCUCAGGGUUACAGUGGCGAUGCGCGGUUCGUCAACCCCUACAAGCUAGAGCCUGAACUCCACGCUGGGACAACGCGGGGCGAUAAACAGGGACAAAUCUACUUUUGUAUUUAUUUCAGCAAGGGCAUGUGCUGCAUGGGCAAGAAGUGCGAAUACCUGCACCAUGUGCCCGACGAUGAGGAUGUGGCGCGCCUUGUUAUGAAGUCUGAGGUACUCGAUUGCUUUGGACGAGAGAAGUUUGCGCAAUACAGGGAGGAUAUGGGCGGCGUAGGCUCCUUCCGUAAGAAGAACCGGACUUUGUAUGUGGGGGGCCUGUUGGGCGCCCUGAACAACAAAACGCUGAAACCGGCGCAGGUCGAGAGCAGGAUACGCUUUGUGUUUGGCAAGCUGGGCCAGAUAGACCGCAUCCGCUACAUAGAGAGCAAGAACUGCGCGUUUGUCAAGUUCAAGCACCAAACCAACGCUGAGUUUGCCAAGGAAAGCAUGAGCAACCAGACGCUGCUCAUUCCCAGCGACAAGGAGUGGGACCAUCGCAGAGAGGGUACGGGGCUGCUGGUCAAGUGGGCGAAUGACGACCCCAAUCCCGCCGCGCGGAGGAUGGAGGAGGAGGAAGCCAAGCGCGAGUCCCUCAAGGCGAUGCUGCAGCUACUGGAACGGCAAGAUGCAAACGCCAAGCAUGCCCUGGAGGAUGCAAACGAAGACAAGAACGAGCAACGAGGCAAGAUACUGUCAAGCGAAGUGCUCGAGAAACUAAAGAAAAGGAAACUUGCAUCCCCGCCGGCCUCGGAGAAGCCCGCGGUGGCCCUCGUAGCGUACUCUUCCUCUGAUGAGGAGUAG